AGCAGAGCAAGCUCCCAGCCCAACUUGGGUCCCACCAAGCCUUUGAUUACCUGGCUGCAGACAGGCGGUCUGACUCGCCAUUGACUGUGGUCUCGCAAUCUCCCAUACCAUACCGCCCGGAUCCAAUCCGACCGUCGCGUCGCGUCGUGUAAGUAAGAUGCAGAAGAGAUUUGCCUUGCCACAGCCAGACCAGUUCGGUCCAGUCUCCAUCGAUUCGUCGUCAGAAAAAGAUGUGGCCUAGUGGCACCCGCGGGACGAAGUCCGUUCGGUUGGGGGUGAUACUGCUGCCAUCCUGAGCCAGAAAAGGUUUUAAGCUCGGAAAUGGGGAACUUGUUGUAGUGCCUGAUUUUGUUAAGAUUUUUUAAGGUGUGAGGAAGCAGUUGAAAAUUGAACAAUUGUAUUGGAAAUAUAUCGUACCAGGUGAUUUUCAUCUAACGCAUUUGAUUUUUCAUUGAACAGAUUGUCAGUGGCUCGGCGGGUGGCGAACGCAAAAGGAUCUUCCUCUAAGUGAAAAUUUUCAGUUUGAGAGCUUAUGUGACUCGUGAUAAGCAAUAUGAGUGUGACUUUGAGCAAUUUCGGAUUGAUCAGGAUGAUUACUUGAGGUUGAAGUAUUUCGCAAAGGUCUCGAGUGCAAAGCUGAAUUUUCAGCUGUAUCGAUUUAUUGUAUGUUUUUUUCUUCUUUUACUGUUCGCAAGUUUGACAUCUGUGAGGAGGGUUCACAUUAAAUUUUGUGGUGCGUCGAUACACAAGGAAGAAGACCCACUCAGGGUUGAGAGAAGAUGAGAAAUCACCGUUGAGAGCAGUGACUUCAGCGCACCCCAGCAUCCUCUUUAUCAUCUCCACUCGUUAAACUCCGUCUUGCUGUUGGUUCUGAUGUUCACAGCGUUCACAGUGAACCGUAAUGUGGAUGCAACUGUCAAUUUGAGGACUCACUCACGCGUAACAUCGUGGAGAAAAAGAAGAGCGAGAGAAAAAGAGUCAUUGAAAAAUCACUCGCGAAAGGAGCGUUUUCUUUCACGAGCUUUUCGCUCCCCCCAAGAAAAGCUUGCCCAUUGAGAGGCCAAGAAGACAACAGAGAAUGUGCGGGAAUAAGCGAAGAGAGUCGAAAAGCCUCCCCUAUGCAAUAACAAUCAUGGCCCUGCUCCCGUGAGAGACGUGAUUUCAGUGUGAGCGUGCGUUGGGCUGUGUGGUUAGAUGUGCUUUUGAUGCGUGAAAUUCUCACUCGCCACCCACCAGCCCCCAAAAAAGUACUUCGGUCGGAAAAUCCUGUACAGUGUUCGUAGUGGUGAAUCGAAAGCCCAUAGUUCCAGUGUGUGCGUGUCGUAGUGUGUCAGAAGUAGCGGCAAACCAGCAGAGGAAAAUAAUAUAGCAGCGAAGUGAUCGCAGACAAACCUCGCGUACAGCCAGCCAGCAGCGCAUUGAUUGACUGGGUGGUGGUUGCUGGGCCGGGUGAUGAAGACGACGUCAUCAAGCCUGCAGCCCGGGCACUUGCAAUAAUAGUAUGGUAAUAAUGUUUGGCUACCAACCGGCAUGCCGUCUUCUCCAUCGUCGUCGUCGUCGCUGUUGUCGUAGACGUCGAUCGCCGUGGUGAUUCUGUCGGGCAAAUAGCAAGCCCAUGUAAAGGGAUAAAAGUGAAGUGCAGAGUGAAGAGAGAAAAAAAAAAUUGUGCAAAUAUUGCCCCCACAGGGACCUCCUGCCAUCGAGAAGAAAUCAUUCGCGCCCUCUCCCCCUCCCUUUUUGAAGACCGUGUAGUGUUCUGUGAUGCAUGCCGGUGUCAACGUGCGCCAGGGAAUACACAGAUAGAUGGCGUGACAUUUCCCUUCGAGUGGAUUUAUGGCUUCGUGGGUUUCCAGUGGAAGAAAAAAAGAUAUACCAUGAGUGACCGGAACCGCGAGCUGUAAAGUGACAUAAGUGAUGCAUAAUUUCGAAAAUUCCCUAUAUAUUAAAGUUUCAAUGGCUGUGUUGAAUGUAAAAUGCAAUGUGAGAGAGACUUAAGAGAUUCGUCACCAAAAUGACGGAUUAGUGGAAGAACAGUUCAUAGUUUACGUGCAUGUGAAAGCGACCCGACGCGUCACUUAAAUAGCAAAAAAGAAAGAUAAAAAUAGAAAUAGUGCUCCAGCCAUCAUGGCAGCUGUGGUGUACGGCAAUAGCCCGCGGCACAGCAGCCGCCACCACCAUCCGGGCCAGAGUCAUCUCGUCGGUGGAGUGAGUCCGCACUCGCCCUACCACCACCCUCAGCACCAGCAGCAGCCACCACUGCAGCACCAUUCACUGCCAUCGCACCACCAUGUGACUGCUUCCUCGAUGACGGCAGCAGCGGCCGCCGCGGCAGCCAUGUCCCAGCAGAUCAUCACCCCGCCGACGUCGUAUCUGUCCAUGUCGACGACCACGAUUUCGUCUUCGUCGCACCAGCAGACGACCUACUAUCUGCAGCAGCAGCAGCAGCAACACCAACAGGCGGUGCAUUACCACAAUAUGCGCAACUCGAAACGGAAGUCGGCGGUGGAACUGCUCGCCGAGAGCAAACCGUUCUAUGUCAAAUCGGAAAUGGUGCUGGAUCGGCAGCAGCAGCUCAAUAUGCGGGGCGGAAAUUCCGGACCGGUGUCUGGAUCGUACAUGCUUUCGCCAUCCCGCACGCUUCCGCAAUCCAGCUCGCAGCUGCAACCUGCCUCGCACCACCCGCAGCCCCAGCAACAGCAAAGACCCGCCAGCCGACGAAGCGCCUCGUCCGGUUCGGAUCUGUUGCAAACGAAACUGCGCAAGCUACUCAACACCGCCGACAGCAAAGAGACAAUAAUUCCCUCGGAUAUGGCCCUCAAUUCUAAAUACGGCGGUCCGCAAACACUGGAGACGACCUACAUCAGCGGAGCCGGCAUGUCCGGCAACGAUUGCAUCGGGUACAUCCAGCCACCGAAGAACUACCAGCAGCAACUGACCGUACAUCCGGAACAGCCGAGCGACGUUUCGGUGUUCUUCCCCAGUGCGUUCCUAUCGCCUCAAUCGCUGCCACCGCAUGCGGCAGCGGAUGACGAUCUCUACCUGUACAGCGUUCACGAUAGUCUGGUGCUCACGGAUGACUACCGUGCGAUUAGUCCACCGGCGGAAUACGCCGAGAAUAGUGCUUCACCGGAGAAGCACAACAGCAGUCAUAGACCCUAUCGUUCUAGCCGCUACAACUACCAACGAUCGUACUCGCAUUCCCAAGCGGUUGCCCAUCAGGACGAAUCCGACUACUCGCCUACGCAGUCGUACAACAUCAACAGCCACAAGUCACUUCCCGAUCUGCACUCCCAAAUCAGUCGUCAUUCACCACACUCGGAAGCGCUGAGUUGCUGUAGCCGGGGUAACCGCUCCAAUCGUUCCGGAAGCUCCUUCAACCGUGACUCUGGAGGUUCAUCCGGCCAUUACACUCACCACAGUGAACCAUGCUGUAAGCAACAGCAACAACAGCAGCAGCAACAACAACAACUGCAACAGAAAGAAUCCAUUAUGAUGGGCGGAGGAGCGGACUAUCGCCGUGACAGCGGAUCGUCCACGCAACAUAGUGGUAACUCAUACUACGCCUACGGAAUUCCACCUCUAAGAUACGACUGCAUCGAAUGCCGCGCCAAGAUUCGAGAGGAAGCAGACUGUCUGCUGAAUUUCACUACUCCUGAAGUUCCGGAGGCCUUCCAGGACAACUACAGCGAAAAGCAGAAACAAAAGUACUACGAUGAACCACGAGAUCGCGGAUCGGCAGCUCGCAAGUACUACAAGAACCCCGGACCAAUGUCGCCGCUGUCUCCGGUAUCGCCACUGUCACCCCAGGAUCAGCAACUGGAUCUUAGCCCUCCAUUGGGAACGUUCAAGCGACAGAAAUGCCUUCGGUUUAAGAACCGCGGCCGUCAGUCAGCCAUCAGCAAUCCGAACUCUCGCUGCGGAGAUGGUCGCGGAAGCUCCGGCGGAGACGACGAUCGCCGGCCGAUACUGCGAUCGAAGAGCGACAUUAGCGAUCGCUACUGGAACCGGCUUUCCGAGAGGAAUGAUCGCGAGCGUGAUCGAGAAAGAGAGCGAGAACAGCAGAAACUCUUGGAGAAGCAGCGAUCGCGAUCGGACAGUCUAACACAGCUGGAGCACUUCUUCGACCGACUAGGCUUGAACGACGAAACCUACGAGCGAUACAUCGCUCCCAAAGGUCGCAAAUCCCCUAAUUACAAGUCCAGCUCGGGUAGUGACAUCCAUCGGUUAUCGCCGGAGGACACGGGUGACUCGGACGAAUCCAGUGCCGUGUUCUUCUCGGACGUGAGUACGAUCGACUCCACCCGGCUGCCGGACAGUACGGAAACGACCAACGAACAACCGCCAAGUGGCGCACCCGGCCAGCUGGCCGCAGCAGGUCAACUCAAUAGUCUGAACAAUCCGGCCCUGUACCGGCCCAGCGAACCGCCGUCGAUAAUCGAACGGAACGCUCGGAUCAUCAAGUGGCUGUGCAACUGUAAGAAGAUGCAGCUAGCCUAAGGGUGGCUUACGGGGGACCAACUGCUGCCGACGGAGUACAGUUACGGACUUUCUUCAAAACCAGGACGCUUUAGAAUGGUUUGAACGGAACUAGGACGGGAACUUACCUUAGGGGCGAGAGUCGCGAGCGAUCUGAAAGAAGAGAAAAGAUCUAAGGUCAGAUCGGUUACGUGACGAUUAAGCUCGAGUUGCGCCAAGGGAGGAAAACAAGUUUACUUGAACUGGAAAAAGUUAAAAUUUGCUGGUUGAGCAAAACUUGUGUCACUUCUGAUAGGCUAUAUUUGAAAUUAUGUUUUCGUGGAUUGUACCAUUCCACUCACUCACAACUCUCGCGUUUUCAGUUCUUCAUCUAAAACUAAUUUGUGUUUUAUGUUUGAUAAAGUUUUGUUUAAUGAAUAAAAACUCAUUCAGUCGUUUGCCAUGUUCAUU
Messenger RNA from Aedes albopictus (Asian tiger mosquito), 4926 nucleotides. RefSeq lists its product as uncharacterized. NCBI's taxonomy places the organism in Eukaryota, Metazoa, Arthropoda, Insecta, Diptera, Culicidae. The record is from RefSeq and is a predicted model, not a curated record. The transcript is spliced from 5 exons. Bases 2125 to 4497 code for a protein of 790 amino acids.